Molecule: messenger RNA, 1961 nt
Organism: Lucilia sericata (common green bottle fly)
Lineage: Eukaryota; Metazoa; Arthropoda; Insecta; Diptera; Calliphoridae
Product: golgin subfamily A member 7
Exons: 4
Coding region: 222-653 (143 amino acids)
Biological process (GO): peptidyl-L-cysteine S-palmitoylation; protein targeting to membrane
Cellular component (GO): palmitoyltransferase complex
Source: RefSeq, a predicted model, not a curated record
UCGACGCAGGUCUCCCAUGACAUCUCAAAAAGUAGUGGUAGAAAAAAAUCUAACAAAACUAAUUUUUUACAUAGUGAACAAAAAAACUUAAUUUUUAUUAAUUAUUCGUGAAAAAAUUGGAUAAAAACAAUUUAUUAAGUGAAGUUUGCAAUAUAUACCAAAGUUUGGCUAUAAAAACAUUAUCAAAUAAGGGCAACCUACUCUUAUCUGAAAUUAAGAAAAUGUCCCAAGGUGCUGUUACUGCUGGCACACCAUCAGCUCUACAAAAUGGAUUCAACAAAAUUUUCAUACAACGAGAUUAUAGUGAAGGUACUGCUGUUAAAUUUCAUACUAGAUUACCCAGUGAAUUGGAAGGUUUGAUUGAACGACAUGUCUUUGAGUCUACAAUAAAUAGACUAAAUGAAUUUUUUGCGGAGGCCGAAAAAGGUUCAUGCAGUACCUAUUGCGAGGGCUGUAUUGGUUGUAUCACGGCAUAUUUGGUUUAUAUGUGCUCGGAAACGCACUAUGAAAAAACUCUGCGUAAAAUAUCUAAAUAUAUAGCUUCCCAAAAUGAACGCAUUUAUCAUCCAAAAGGUUUACAAAUUAUUGAUCCUACCUAUCGUGGUUUACGUGUUAUAGAAAUAACAAUUUUAGAUCGUCCCGGACGAACGUGACUUCCGCUUUCACACUCAACCGAAGAGUUUUUUAUGUAAUACUUAAACAAAACGAAAUAGUUAAACAAUGGAUCUUUAUUUUCAACUAAGUUUAAUUUAAAGGUGUUAUUUUAAAUAUUUUCUUAAGAAAUAUUUCUUUGUUUGUUUAGUUAUCAGGUAAUUUUGAAUUUUUUCAUUUAUAAUUCAGCUGAAUUUUAAUAUGGUUUGUUUUCUUUUUAAAGUUAGGUAUUUCAUUUAGAAUUUCUUUAAUAUUUUCCUUAUCUAGUAAAUUAUGAAAAUUUUUGUCUAUUAAAUUGUAUUGUCUUGAACUUCAUAAUUUUAUCGUACUAGAACAAAGUUAAUCAUUUUAUUCUUCUCCAGUACUUGCCAGGAUUUUCAGUAAAUCAUUUAAGUAUUCAUUCUAACAAAUCCUGUAAAUCUGGCUAGUACUUAAGCAAACCAAUUGCAAACAAAAAGUUUGAUAGAAAAAUUAAGUUUUAAAUGAAACAGCAAAGAAUAAAAAGAAAAUAUUUUGAAGCAUGCAACUUUUAUCAUUAAAAUAAAAAUAAAAUUAACAAAUGACAAAGUCAACUUUUUAAGAAAACUUUAAAAUAAUCACAUAAUAAUUAAAAUCCCUUGAAAUAAAAAAUCCAUUUGAAAUAUUGAUAAAAAAAAAUCCUUAUUUUCAUAGAAAUGUAAGUUUAAAUUUAAGCUUUUUGGUAAAACCUAUAAAUAAAUAUGCAUUUUUUCAUCCCAAAAAUAAAUAUGUACACCUAAAAAAGUUAAAAUAAAUCUAUAGUUGUAUUAGUUUAAUAAUUAAUUUAUUAGUUCAUAUUACAAAUUAUAUGUAUGUAAAACUUAACACAAUAACAUUCAUUUCCUUAAAAUAAACAUCGCAGUGAAAUAAUUGUAAAAACAAUACAACGUGCUAAAUAAAAACAUCAUCAACAACAUCAUCUCAAUAAAAUAUAUUUAUUCAUUUUUUGUAUUAAUUUCUUCUAAAUUUAACAAACAACAAUAUAAAAUAUUGUAAUAGUAAUGAUAAUCUAGAUGUUAUAAGCUCUAAACAAAUUACAUUAGAAUUGUCUAUAAAAAAACUAUAGAAAACUAUAUUCAAAGGUUUUACCAAAAAAAGUCAUAAAGCUGGUAAAAUAUUUUGGGUAAUAGUGAAUUAUGUGUAAUAACCGAAAUAUAAAAAGUUUGUGAAAUGAUUUAAAAACUAAAAUAGUAUUAAAUAAGAACUUAUUACAAAUCGUAAACAUAAACAGAAAACCAACCAUAGUCAGUAGAAUGAAUGAAUAAAAUAUUUAUUAAACAAUUAAUGUGUUA